AAACCCUACAUGAAACCCUAAAUGCUUGUUGAGCCUACCUCGUCAAAAGCUCCAGGCGAUGAGAAACACAGUACAAAUGUUUGAGGACGAAUGGCGCCUUCUCAGGACGGUGCGGCGAUUGCUGUCAGAUAUGUUAGUGCAUGGGGUGCAGCUUGGGGUGCACGGAAGGUCUAGCGUCCAUUCAUAGAGGAAAGAUGCCAACAUAUGCACUUGCGCCUAGCGAAGGCCCCUCAAAAUCAGGUGAGACUUCUGUUGCAGAUUCGGACUUCGCCAUGAUAUUCACGUCGAUAUCCAAGCCGAGAGAAGCUGGUUAGCAACCUCUUUGGGGAUGGGGAGCAAGGAGAUCAGUCGCCUCAAUAUUGAGGGCCUGGUGGCGCACCGACUGAAGUCUCGGCGGCUGGAGACAGCAAAAGACGUCCUGUGCAAAACCGAGCUGGACUUGGUGGAACUCCUAGACUUGCCAGCUGACGUGGUGGCAAAAGCUGUUGCAGCGAUCAGUCAAAAUGUGGCUCCAACCAGAAGAACGGUGCUUGAAAUGUACAUGGAUCAACAGCAGCCAGGUGACAUCCAAGGAGGCCAUCUUCACACCGAUCUUCCAAAGCUCCCUACCAAUCUCCCUAGCCUUGAUGACGCUCUGAGGGGCGGUGUCCCACUAGGCAGCAUCACAGAGCUGGUUGGGCCUGCAGGUGUUGGCAAGACCCAGUUGUGUUUGAUGCUUUCCAUAUUUGCAACGCUCCCCACUGACAUUGGUGGCCUGGACGGCAAAUGCGUGUACAUUGACACCGAGAAUAAGUUCAGCGCUAAAAGGCUCAUUGAGAUUGCAACCAUGCGUCUGCCCGACUCCUUUCCGGAUGAACAAGCCGUGCAGCAUCUGACUUCGAGGGUUCUCGUUUUGCGGCCCAACUCAGCAAUUGACCUGUUGACGAGGUUGCAAAAGCUGGAGGAAGCCAUGAUCCGAGAGAAGGCGAAACUCAUCGUCCUGGACUCGGUGGCAGCGUUGGUAAGAAGUGAGUACGGUCAUGACCAGCUCCAGCAAAGGCAGGAUCUCCUUGGCCGCCAAGCAGCCCUACUCAAGUACCUCGCCGAGACCUUCCGCAUCCCCGUUGUCGUAACGAACCAGGUCAUGGCCCAGAUGGGGGCACCAAGCCAGCAGCCGAACUACGGUUUUGUGGAGCAUGAGCGGAAGAAGCUACGGCCGAGCCCAGGCUACGAAGACUCCACUUACGACUCGUCGACAGUGACUGCCGCAUUGGGGACCAAGUGGGCGCACGCUGUCAACACCAGGCUCGUGCUCGAGCGUCACGCAGGUCAGCGAUACAUCCGGAUCGCGAAAUCCCCGAUGGCUCCCUCUUUGGCCUUUCCGUAUGCCAUUGCGGCCGGGGGUCUUUACUUGAGCAGCUCGGAGGUUCACGACGCCAGUGCCGGGGGCGGAACGAGCAUCUUGAAUGAAGGUAGUGUGACGCACUCAAAACCAGACGAUCGCUUCCUCAUGGACGUUGGCUAAGGCUUCAAUUGUCAUGCUUGAGCGCCAAAAUCUCCGCUUACUGAAGCCGCUUACGCAUAUGCAGCUGCAGUGCAAAUCAAGGCCGUAGAGCUAUAGCCAGACGUGCUCAGUAUGCUGCGUCAGAUCGAGCAUGGUGUGCAUUUUGAAAAACGUAUUUGCGAGCUGAUUGUUGGGCGACCACCCUGCGUAGAUAUAGGCUGAUCAGAGCGCCGUGUGCCAAUAACCAGACCCGAAGCGAUAUGGUCAAGUGCGUGCAUGCAACUGACUGCGCUUAGAUCGCGGUUUUAAGGGGCGGACUCGGCUGUGUACUUGUACUGAGCUUCAUAUACAAUUGCCGG
Molecule: messenger RNA, 1842 nt
Organism: Klebsormidium nitens
Lineage: Eukaryota; Viridiplantae; Streptophyta; Klebsormidiophyceae; Klebsormidiales; Klebsormidiaceae
Source: the annotation of a GenBank genome assembly